AUGCGUUGCUUCAUUUUGUUCUCCUGUUUGGCAGUGGCCACCGUUAUGGCUCGUCCAGAACCUCCAGUAAAUUAUUUACCACCAGUAGAAAAUAAUGAUGUAGCAUUCAACAGCUUUGGCAAUCCCGUACCCACAUACAGUGCUCCACCCUCUCCAGAUACACUUGCCCCAGCCAACAAUGGUGCAGUUGCCACUCCUGAAGUGCCAGUCCAUGAAGAUUCCUACAACGCUGCUUACCGCCAUUCUACUUCCAGUCAAUACCAGUCGGGUUACUCCAAUGCCCCCACCGAAACCCAAGUCCAUAAACACAUCUAUGUGCAUGUACCACCCAAGGACUUCGAAGAGGAAGAUGUUAUGCAACCCGUAGUCAGACAUCAAGCUGCUCCCAAACAAAAGCAUUACAAAAUUGUCUUUAUCAAGGCUCCAUCUGCUCCUGUUGUGCGUCCACCAGUCGUGGCCCCACCACCACAAAACGAAGAAAAGACCCUCAUCUAUGUCUUGCACAAGAAACCCGAAGCACAGGCCGAUAUUGUUAUUCCAACACCAGCUCCCACCAAACCUUCCAAACCCGAAGUAUUCUUCAUCAAAUACAAGACCAAGAAGGAAGAAGCUCCUGUAUACGGUCCACCACCUGCCACCCGCCGUGUUUCUGAACCAGCUCAAGAAUAUGCUGCUCCUCAAUCUGCUGAAGACAGCAGCGAUUUUCUCCCCAUGGAUCCCAGUGAAUAUGAACAACAAACUGUCAAUGCUGAAGCACCAGCUGCCGAGGAAGCUGAACCUAAAUAUAUGAAUAUCGAACAAGGCCCCGAAGCUUUUAAUGAACCCACGAUGGAUGCUUUCGCCGGUGAAGUAGCCCAAGCUCCAGAAUCAGAACCUAGCAAUCAAUAUUUGGCUCCCGAAACAACGUCUGCACCAAUUGUUGUCGCUGAACCCGAGGAAGAAACUGAAGUUCACACACCUGCUCCCACUUACGGCACACCCAACCGUUACUUCAUCAAGAGAAGGAAGUAA
Musca vetustissima is the source of this 1011-nucleotide messenger RNA. RefSeq lists its product as uncharacterized. Lineage: Eukaryota; Metazoa; Arthropoda; Insecta; Diptera; Muscidae. The coding region runs from base 1 to 1011 and encodes 336 amino acids. The record is from RefSeq and is a predicted model, not a curated record. The transcript has 2 exons.